Messenger RNA from Rhopilema esculentum, 3749 nucleotides. RefSeq names its product solute carrier family 15 member 2. Gene Ontology annotation, molecular function: transmembrane transporter activity. Gene Ontology annotation, biological process: oligopeptide transport; transmembrane transport. Gene Ontology annotation, cellular component: membrane. NCBI's taxonomy places the organism in Eukaryota, Metazoa, Cnidaria, Scyphozoa, Rhizostomeae, Rhizostomatidae. The record is from RefSeq and is a predicted model, not a curated record.
UAUUUACAACCUUGCGGUGACAGCACCUCUUAGCUACUCGGGAAUAAUUUGCGGGCUUUUAAAAAAAGUUCCUACGCGGAUUUAGAUGGAAAAAUAACAACCAAAAUUUCAUUUGGUAUUUGAUGUCCUACUCAAGAUUCUGUAUAAAACUGGCAAUUAAAUGUUUGGUUUUUCUGGUUAACAUGACGGCACUUUCGUUCUAUUGUUAUUGAUACGUAAUUGCGGAUUGUUGUGUGUGUGAGGAGGAAUCUUCCGGUGAAGAAAUUCGCCAGAUAUCAGUCGAAGUGGAAAGUUUUACCAGUAUAUCUACUCGAAAAAUUUGCUGUGAAUUCACUUCGGCGUUUCAGAUUACCAAUUGGAAAUGGAAAGGAAAAUAAUAACAUGACGAUGUUCUUUUUGAGGAAGGAAAAUUUGUAAUAAUCUCAUCGUGGCAAGCAAAAGGCCAAUUGGCCUAAAAUUUAAUUACUCGAGCCGAGCUAAAAGCAAAAGACAUGGCGAAGCCUGCCGGCUAUGAACAGUUAAGCAGUGAAGAGGAUCGUUACCAGGAGUUAGCUGAAGAUCCGAAUGCAAAUGAGCAGGGUGAAGGAUCGAGAGAAUCUUCUCCAAAGAAAUCAAGGGGCAAAGUCAGGACUUUUCUUGAAGAGAAAAUUGGCUAUCCUGUCCAGGUUUAUUUCAUUCUUGGAAAUGAAUUGUGUGAAAGGUUUUCAUACUAUGGGAUGCAUGCCAUUCUUGUACUUUACCUCACAUCCAUGUUGAAGAUGGACAAGGAUCAUGCUACUGAAGUUUACCAUGCAUUCAAUAUGCUAUGUUAUUUCAGUCCCAUAUUUGGGGCCAUAAUUGCAGAUAGCUUCUGGGGAAAAUACAAGACCAUUUUGUACAUUUCUCUUGUGUAUGCAAUUGGCAAUAUUGUAGUAGCCAUUACAGCAAUUCCAAGUCUUUUAAAUGCAGUCAAACUGGUUGGUCCCAUGAUUGGGUUGCUGUUGAUUGCUAUUGGAACAGGUGGGAUAAAACCGUGUGUUUCUGCAUUUGGUGGUGAUCAGUUCGAAGCCGGACAGGAAGACAAACUACAAAGCUUCUUCUCAAUCUUCUACUUUUCAAUCAAUGUGGGAAGUCUGACUUCCAUGUUGUUAACCCCUAUUUUAAGAGGUGAUGUUGAGUGCUUUGGGCAUGAUUGUUAUCCACUUGCUUUUGGCGUUCCAGCCAUUCUUAUGAUAAUUUCUGUCGUGAUUUUCGUCUGCGGAAGAAACAUGUAUAAACAGUAUCCACCUGAGGGCAACAUCGUUGUUGAAGUCGCCAAAGCAGUUUGCUUUGCAUUGAAAAGAAAAAUAGCGAAUUGUGGUCGCGGUGAAAAGAAAGAGCACUGGAUGGACUGGGCAGCAGAAAAAUAUGACGAGAUGUUAAUAUCGGAUAUAAAAGCACUGUUUAAAGUCCUUUUUAUGUUUCUGCCACUCCCUGUGUUCUGGACGCUCUUUGAUCAACAGGGAUCAAGAUGGACUUUGCAAGCAAUAGAAAUGAACGGCGAUAUUGGACCACUUGGUACUUUGAAGCCUGAUCAAAUGCAGGCUUUGAACCCUGUGUUUGUGAUGAUUUUGAUUCCCUUCUUUGAGACUAUUGUCUACCCACUCGCAAGGAGGUGCAGAUUGCUGACAAAGCCCUUGCAGCGAAUGAGCUUUGGCAUGUUUCUUGCUGCCAUUUCAUUUGUUAUCGCUGGAAUUCUUCAAUCCCGGAUGGAGAACGUCUCGUCCGUAGCUAAAAUGCCAGCAACUGGUUUUGCAAACUUCCGUGUAAUCAAUGCAGUUCCGUGUGAAAUUAAAGUCUCAAGUGCCAAUCUUAAAAAGGACAUCAUCUUGUCAAAGAAAAGGGCAACUGAAUACUUUGCAGUGCCAACAAAGCUAACCUCUAUUGACGUGGAAACAGUCAACUGUGCCAUUUCCUUGAAAUCUAAGGAUAAAGUCGAAAUUAAAGAGCAUUACACAUAUUCUUGGGUAGUUGGUUUGAAUCACAGCGCCAUAGUUCCAAUACAGCUUCAAGAUCAAGUAACUCCAUUGGGAAAGGGAAGAGCAUUGGUUCGUUUUGUUCAUGUUGGUAGUACUGUUAUGGAGGAAGUAACCGUGAAAGCAAAUAAAUCUGUUCAAUACGACCUGAGUCCAUUCUCUUCAUAUAGAUAUCACAAAUUUGAUGCGAAACAUUACAAGAUCAGAGUGUCUGCGAAAGGGACUCAGGGAGCUCUUGCUAUGAAAGAGCUGACCUUUGGCAAUGGUGGCAUCUAUUCGGUGAUAAUUCAGUCAAAUCAAGACAAAAGUAAGCUGCAAAUAGUUAAUUACGCUGACGUGUCUCCGCGACCUAUUUCUAUUCUAUGGCAAAUUCCUCAAUAUAUCGUAAUAACAUCUGGCGAAGUUCUUUUUUCAAUCACUGGCCUGGAGUUUGCUUAUUCACAGGCGCCGCCAAGUAUGAAAUCGUGUAUCAUGGCUGCCUGGUUACUAACAGUUUCUUUUGGGAAUCUUAUUGUUGUUAUCUUGGCUGGUGCAAAGUUAACUGAAGAUAUGGCCGAAGAGUUCUUCUUCUUUUCUGCGUUUCUGGCCGUUGUUGCUACAAUAUUCAGUGUCAUGGCCUACUUUUACAAGUAUGUUAAUUAUGGAUCAAGUCGGAAUGAAGGUGAAUUCGAGAAGCUGAUCAGCAAUGACGACAUUCAGCUAGAAAAAAUUGGAGAUGGUGAAGGCGAUAACGCAGAUGAAAAUAAGGAAGAUAAAUAGGUAUUUGUUAUAUAGCUGUAUAAUUGAUAUGUUAGGUGUUGGGAAUCUUGUUGUCUAAGAAAGAUAGUCCGAUUUUGAAUAACUUUUCUACUUCACUAGGCCUCUAACGUUUUUUUGCUUUCUUAUGGGUAGCUUUUAACUGGCUCAUUAAUCAAGUGAUAUGUAGCCUGCAUGGAAGGAAGCUUUCAAGGAAUUUUGUAGCUUUCAAUGCAAGUUUUGAGAAGUGAUUGCCCAUUCAUCCUUUAAGUGGAACGCCCAUCUUUUCGAAACGAGUCAAAACUGCUAUGUUUGGGACAAAUCUCCAAUGCAUUUUGACAAGCACAAUUACAUUCAUGAAAGCCGAUAGUUACAGCCCACGAAUAAAAAAUCACGAGUGGCUUGUCAAUGAACCCAUGACAUUCUUAACCCUUAAUCAUCUAAGUCCAUUAAAUUUAAUGUAGUAAACAGGUCCCAAGUUAAGAUGGUUGUUGUUGGAUUGGGGCAUCAUUAUGGUCAGGCUCCCACAGACACUAAAACGGUGUUGUUUAUCUUAUAUCAUUAACACAAGUUCUUCAAAAGCAGGUUUCAUGUAAAGCACAUUCUCCGGAAAUCUUUUGAUUUUUUAUGAAUUAUGGUUCGUAUCUAAGGCAUAAUUUUAUGGGCAUGGCUCUAUAGAGGGGACUCGUUAAUAACAAGGUACCUCACCUUGAACUUCUAAACGUGUACUUUAAGUUUAUAAAUUACAUGGUGGAUAUUCACGAAAAAUAUUGCUAAUGAUUUAAUCUGGUUACUGGUAACCUACUUUUGCAAAUCAAGGAUUUGUGAUUUAAACUUGUGCAUUCAGCAAUAUCAUUCUAGAUUACCACUUUGUAUGUCUAGCUACUUAUAGAAAUGGAUGUAAAUUAUAAAGACUGCUAAUAUUUUAUAUUUUAUAAUUUUUUGUCAGUUAUUCUUGUAAAAGUUGAAAUGAUAAAAAUAGUACCGUCAAUUUUGGUCAUCUUCUCUGUCAAUGCGCAA